UCGCCCGGAGGCUUCCUUAAGAUGGGAGCCACAUACUGCAGAAUCGUUAUGGUGGCUCUAGUUGUCGUGGCAUGCGCUAAGGCGGAUGAUUCGGACGACGAAAAGAAAGAACUAGCCAAGCAGAUGCUGCGUAGUAUGACCGAGGAGUGUAUGAAACAAGAGGGAGCAUCUGAGGACGAUGUGGAAGCCAUGCUCGAGGAUAAGACACCGGAAACGAAAGUGCAAAAGUGUUUUCUCUCGUGCUGUCAGCAACAGUUUAACAUUUCCGAUGGGAAGAAAUUCAACAAGGAAGGAUUUUUGGAAUUGUGUGGAAUGAUGUUCAAGGAGGACGAUGAAAAGAUGAAAAUUGCCGAGGAGGUUGGAGAAGAGUGUUCCACCGUCGAGAACGAAGAUCGUUGUCAGCUUUCGGUGGAUAUUAAAAAAUGCGUCGAGACGGGACUGGAAAAGAGAGGAGUCAAAAUGUAACGUUGAGUUUGAUGCUGAC
Ochlerotatus camptorhynchus is the source of this 484-nucleotide messenger RNA. It is a transcript of the gene Obp19d, whose product is annotated as Odorant-binding protein 19d. The record is from RefSeq and is a predicted model, not a curated record. Gene Ontology annotation, molecular function: odorant binding. The transcript is spliced from 2 exons. Lineage: Eukaryota; Metazoa; Arthropoda; Insecta; Diptera; Culicidae. The coding region runs from base 22 to 465 and encodes 147 amino acids.